Humulus lupulus (European hop) is the source of this 3024-nucleotide messenger RNA. RefSeq names its product protein SIEVE ELEMENT OCCLUSION B-like. The transcript has 7 exons. The coding region runs from base 93 to 2768 and encodes 891 amino acids. Gene Ontology annotation, biological process: phloem development. NCBI's taxonomy places the organism in Eukaryota, Viridiplantae, Streptophyta, Magnoliopsida, Rosales, Cannabaceae. The record is from RefSeq and is a predicted model, not a curated record.
CAAAUGGCAACCAAACACAAACAUAUCCAUUCUUUUCUUACUAUAACUUCUAGUACUAGUGUCUCACUCACAUUCUUCUCUGAAAGUCAAGAAUGGACACAAAUACCACGGCAGCCCUUCCACCUCAAAAUUUGGCCUCUGCCUAUGCAGUACCUCAAAACCUGGCCGCGACACCAACGGCAGCCUCUGCCUAUGCAGUUCCUCAAAAUCAACUGACACCAAAUGCGGCUUAUGCACCGCUAACGCUGACACCAACUAUGGCAGCGUAUGCACCUCAAACGCUGACACCGACUGCGGCGGGGUAUGCACCUCAAACCCUGGCACCGACUGCGGCGGGGUAUGCACCUCAAACCCUGGCACCGACUGCGGCGGGGUAUACACCUCACACAAUGACUUCAGCAAUCCAACCUCAUCAUCAGCCUUUGACAUCUCGGGUUGCACCGCACCAGAGCUUAGCCUCUUCAGGCAUUAUGCCUCAUCAGAACUUGGCCGCGUCUGGGAUCGGUGCGCCUCUUCAGAAGAUUGGUGGUGUUGCUGCUGCUGCUGGAAUUCUGCCAAAUAAUGCUUCUCGCUUUUUGGGAUCAGACAACCGAGCUGCUCGUUCAUCAGCAGUUGGACUCGAUGGCCGCACGGCUCGCACCGCACUCGGACUUGACGGCCGUGCGUCUCGCACUCUUGGACUUGACAGCCGUGCAGCCCGUGGUGGAACGUCCGAUGAGACUGAGCUGAGCAAGAGAAUCAUGGAGCUUCAUGAGUCUGAUGAGCGCGGUCUUGCUGUUAAGCCUGUUCUUCACAUCAUCGAUGUCAUUUUUCACCGCGCUACUGCUGACCUACCUGGAUUCAGUCUUCCGCAUUCGGAGAGUGGUACCGAUGAAAAGGCUGCCAUGUAUUCAGUUGCUAGUCUUCAAGACAAUGUCGAAAUCCCUGCUAGGAUUACCAGCGCAAUUUCAUGCGAGAUCCUCAGCAAGUGCUCAGCUGGAGUGGAUGUGCACACCAUAACAAUGGAAAUACUACAGAUAAUCAAGCACUACGGGUGGGACUCGAAGGUGUUGCUAGCCUUGGUGGCAUUCGCGGUGACUUUCGGCGAGUUUCGGCUAGUCCUCCAGCAAUACUCAACCAACCCACUCGCCAAAGCGGUUGCUCUUCUCAAACAAUUGCCUGAACUUUUGGAGCAUGCUGGUGCUUUAAAACCAAAACUUGACGCUCUCUAUGAUCUGAUUAAGGAAAUCCUUGAUGUGACCAAGAAAAUUGUUGACUUCUAUGACCUUCCCAGGAAUGAGUAUUUUACUGCUGACUCCCCUGAAAUUCUAGCUGCUGCUUCUCAUAUCCCAACUGCUGUUUAUUGGACCAUUCGAAGUAUAGUCGUUUCUUCAACUCAAAUUUUGGCUCUUACCGGCAUGGGCAUCGAGUAUCUAACGGAGCCGUGGGAGCUAUCUUCCUUGGCCCAUAAGCUCAAAAACAUAAAAGGGCUUGUUGUCGACAUUAUCGAACGUUGUUACAUGUUCGUUGAGAAGAAGAAAGAGGAUGAAGCAUAUGAGUACCUUAUGCGUAUUUUCCAAAUUACGCACAUUGAUAACUCAAAGCCUUUAAGGGUUUUGUUUAAUGAAGAUCCACAGGCACUCUACGAUUGUUACAACAAGAAAAGGAUUAUAAUUGACGAUUUGAAGAGAAAGGUCGUCGCCCUAUUCAUCACAGAAGUAGAUCCCGAAAUUAUUCGUUCAUCUGAAUUUGCAAUCUUACAACAAAUGUAUGCCGAAAAAAGGCAGAGCAUAACAAGAUCCGAGAGUCAGUAUGAAGUGGUUUGGGUUCCAAUCUCAAAUGUGUGGAAUGAUGACAAGUACAGAGCGUUUGAUAAGCUAAAAGAACAAAUGGAAUGGCACUCGGUGCACCAUCCUUCAGCGAUAACCCCAGCGGCCCCAAGAUUCUUCAGAGAGAAGUGGGGCUUUGUCAAGAAGCCUAUCCUUGUGGUGAUUGACACUCAAGGCAGAGUUGUGCACCACAAUGCCAUUCAUAUGAUGUGUAUUUGGGGAAGCCAAUCAUACCCUUUUACCACAAACAGAGAAAAAUUGUUGUGGGAGGAUAAUGCCUGGAACAUGGACUUGCUCAUCGACGGCCUUGACCCCAAUGUUUCUAUUUGUAUCCAAGAACAAAAGCAUGUUUGCUUGUAUGGAGGGGAGGAUAUUGAAUGGAUCAGGAAAUUCACAAGGAUUGCUAAGGAUGUGGCCCGCGAAUCUGGGAUUCAACUGGAGUUGCUUUACGUGGGGAAGAGCAAACCUCACGAGAAAGCAACAAGGAACAUCAUUGACCUAAUUUUGAAAGAGAACCUGAGCAGAACCUUGGACUGGAACCUCAUCUGGUAUUUCUGGAUUCGGUUGGAGAGCAUGUGGCACUCCAAGGGGCAACUUACCACAGCUGAAACCGUCAAGCAUGAUCGUGUAAUGCAAGGAAUCAUUGCCAUGCUAAGCUACGGGUCUAGCAGCCAAGGUUGGGCCGUCAUCAGCAGAGGUUUUGAGGGAAUGGUGAAGGGCAAUGGGGAGCACAUGUUUAGGGUCUUGACCGAGCAUGCCCAAUGGAGUUCGAGGGAGGCAGAGAUUGGUUUCGUGCCUGCUCUAGAGGAGUACGUCAAGAGGCUCCAUGUCGACGCACCACACCACUGCACCAGCCUCAUUUUGCCAGCCACUGGUGCAAUGCCCGACACCGUGGCGUGCUCUGAGUGUGGUCGUUUGAUGGAGCGGUUCACCAUGUUCCGCUGCUGCCUUGACUAUUGAUUCAUAAUGAGUUUGGUGAUCCUUGAUAUGCAUACUGGCACGGUGCUUCCCUAUGGGUCGUCAUCAUAAAUAAAUUGAGAAAAUGUUGUUGUUUUAACGUUUUUUUUUUUUAAUAUUUUUUUUUAUUUUAAAAUAUUUUGGGACAAAAAUUAUAACUUGUAUUGUAUUGCUCUUGGCUCUUCAGUGACUACAGCCAUGUUUGUUGGUAUUUUAAUUAUUGAAUAAAUAAAUAAUAUCUGCCACUUUUCAUGCAGUA